AUUCAAUUUAACGAAUGUUGUGUUACUGCUCGUGGUAAUUUUUAAUAAAUACAUAAAAUAAAGCAUAAGGCGCCGCUGAGAUUGCUCACGCAUAUGUAAAUGUGUGUUUCCUUGAGCUGUGAAGCAGUGAGAGUGUGUGAAAGUCGGGUAAAUAGGCGCUCGUGCUGUGGAGGGGGGAUGGGAUGGGGCCACUCAGAGCUCUCGUGCUUCACUAACUCAGCGCGCUCAUUAAUCCUAGUUUUCUCCUUUAUAUCGAUGCUGUUUUAAAUUAAACUUCAUCUUUCCCGUUACCGCAUGUGUUACGUGGCAUCAGAAAAGCAAAAAGUAUCGGUCUGCGGUUGAAUUUUGGUGCAGAAAGCGUUUAAAAUGUAUCCUAUUGGAGCAGCUGGUGCUGCUGAGCUGGUUCAGGGACAUCAGUCUUCAGGGUCAGAUGUUUCUGCUCCCCUGUCUCCUCCAGCACAAGAGUAUGUCUUCAAACCACCUCAACGGCCAGACUUUGGCACAAUGGGUAGGACAAUCAAGCUUCAGGCCAACUUCUUUGAAAUGGAAAUACCCAAGUUGGAGGUGUACCAUUACGACAUAGAUAUAAAGCCCGAGAAAUGCCCACGGAGAGUUAACCGUGAAAUUGUUGAGCACAUGGUCCAGCACUUUAAGACGCAGAUCUUUGGAGAUCGAAAGCCUGUCUAUGAUGGAAGGAAGAAUCUCUACACUGCCAUGCCUUUACCCAUUGGAAGAGACAAAGUGGAGCUGGAGGUCACAAUUCCAGGCGAGGGGAAAGACAGAAGUUUUAAAGUAGCUAUCAAAUGGAUGUCCUGUGUGAAUCUGCAAGCUCUACAUGAAGCACUGUCUGGACGGCUACCAAACAUCCCUUUUGAGACCAUUCAGGCUCUGGACGUUGUCAUGAGACAUUUGCCCUCUAUGAGGUACACCCCAGUCGGACGUUCAUUCUUCACUCCCUCUGAGGGCUGCUCCAACCCCCUCGGUGGAGGAAGAGAAGUUUGGUUUGGCUUCCAUCAGUCUGUUCGACCAUCCCUCUGGAAGAUGAUGCUCAACAUUGAUGUGUCUGCCACUGCAUUCUACAAAGCUCAACCUGUGAUUGAGUUUAUGUGUGAGGUUUUGGAUUUUAAAAGCAUCGAAGAGCAACAGAAGCCCUUAACAGAUUCCCAGAGAGUGAAGUUUACCAAGGAAAUCAAAGGACUGAAGGUUGAAAUCACUCACUGUGGACAGAUGAAGAGAAAAUACAGGGUGUGUAAUGUGACUAGGAGACCAGCCAGCCAUCAAACGUUUCCCUUGCAGCAAGAGAAUGGUCAGACCAUUGAAUGCACUGUCGCCCAGUACUUCAAGGAUAAGUACAAACUGGUGCUGCGAUAUCCACAUCUCCCAUGUUUACAAGUUGGUCAGGAGCAAAAACACACCUACCUUCCGUUGGAGGUCUGUAACAUAGUAGCCGGACAGAGAUGUAUCAAGAAACUGACAGACAACCAGACCUCCACUAUGAUACGUGCCACAGCCAGGUCUGCGCCUGAUCGCCAGGAUGAGAUCAGCAAACUGAUGAGAAGUGCCAACUUCAACAACGAUCCUUAUGUGCGUGAGUUUGGAGUUAUGGUAAGAGACGAGAUGACUGAGGUCAAUGGUCGGGUCCUUCAGGCACCUUCAAUUCUCUAUGGUGGAAGGAACAAAGCAAUAGCAACCCCAGUCCAGGGUGUGUGGGACAUGAGGAACAAGCAAUUCCACAUUAAUAUAAAACAAAGUGCUAUCUACUGCUUUGCCCGCCCGCAGAGGCAGUGUACAGAACUUCUUCUGAAGGCAUUUACUGACCAGCUCCGUAAGAUAUCACGCGAUGCUGGGAUGCCCAUUCAGGGCCAGCCAUGCUUUUGCAAAUAUGCCCAGGGAGCAGACAGUGUGGAGCCCAUGUUCAAACACCUCAAGUACACUUACCAAGGCUUACAGUUGGUGGUGGUCAUCCUGCCUGGGAAGACUCCAGUUUAUGCUGAGGUGAAGCGUGUUGGAGACACUGUUCUUGGCAUGGCCACGCAGUGUGUCCAGGUGAAGAAUGUACAGAAAACCACACCUCAGACCCUUUCAAACCUCUGCCUCAAGAUUAAUGUCAAACUGGGUGGAGUCAACAACAUUCUUCUUCCACAGGGCAGGCCCUUGGUGUUUCAGCAACCAGUCAUCUUUCUGGGUGCAGAUGUGACUCAUCCACCAGCUGGAGAUGGCAAGAAACCCUCAAUUGCUGCUGUUGUUGGCAGUAUGGAUGCCCACCCAAGCCGAUACUGUGCCACGGUGCGGGUGCAGCAGCACCGUCAGGACAUCAUUCAGGAUCUAGCCACCAUGGUGAGAGAGCUGCUGAUCCAGUUCUACAAAUCCACACGCUUUAAACCAACGCGCAUCAUCUACUACAGAGACGGCAUCUCAGAGGGCCAGUUCAACCAGGUUCUACAGCAUGAACUGCUGGCUAUUCGUGAAGCCUGCAUCAAGCUGGAGAAAGAUUAUCAACCAGGCAUCACCUUUGUAGUAGUGCAGAAGAGACAUCACACCAGGCUCUUCUGCACGGACAGGAAUGAGCGGGUUGGAAAGAGCGGCAACAUCCCUGCUGGCACCACAGUUGACACCAAAAUUACUCAUCCGUCUGAGUUUGACUUUUAUCUUUGCAGUCAUGCCGGAAUUCAGGGAACCAGCAGGCCGUCCCACUAUCACGUACUGUGGGACGACAACCAUUUCACCUCUGAUGAGCUGCAGGUCCUCACCUACCAACUGUGCCACACAUACGUGCGCUGCACCCGCUCUGUCUCCAUUCCUGCACCAGCCUACUAUGCCCACCUGGUGGCAUUUCGUGCACGCUACCACUUGGUUGACAAAGAACAUGACAGUGCUGAAGGCAGUCACACGUCAGGUCAAAGUAACGGCAGAGACCAGCAAGCCCUGGCCAAAGCUGUGCAGAUCCACCAGGACACACUGCGCACCAUGUACUUCGCCUGAACAUAGCCAGAAACAAGACUUACAUCCUGAAAACAGCACGGUGUGUGUGUGUGUCUGUGUAUUUUUAUGUGUUUGCCUCUAUUGUAUAAAUGAGAAUCUUCAAAUGGGCAAAAAACCCAAGAAUCGCCAUGCUGUUAGGUUUCCAAUUACCCACAUAGUCAAUUUCCAUACAUACUUAAUAUCCAUGAUUUUUAGAACUGUAAUAUGUGAAUUUAUUAAUUUAUCUUUUUUUUCCUUUAGUUUAAGGGCAUGGUUAUGUGUCUCAGUUGUACAUGUGUAUGUCAGAUUAGAGGUUAACAUGUUUACAUAUAGUCAAUCCAAAAAUUCAGACUAUUUUUACACUGAAAGUUACAUUUGCAUCCGAGUGGGCUUGAUUCAAUACUAUUGCCAAGGUUGGUUAUGGAGACUGUCCAACAGUAGUUUUUACAAACUUAUCAAAUGUGUUCGGGUUAGAUUAGGACAACACAGAUCAGGUUUAGGGGUUGUGGGGAUGCAGUUUCCACAGCUAAAUUAUUUAUCAGCAAAAGCAAGUGCACUGACCAGAUGGGGACUUCAGGACAAAAGUACUUAUCCUGUUUUGUUUCAUUUAUUUGUGCUAAUAUUAAUUUUUUUUUUAUCAUGGUGUCAUUUAUUGUUCAGUCCAGGGCUCAGUCAUCCUACUGUACCUGCCCGCCAAUGACAUGAUCGACCGAGCACUAUCAUGUGCUUAUAUCAUGAAAUUUUAACACAGUAUGUGCAGAAUCAAGAAUGCAUUUGGAAUUGAGAAUGUAGGAAUUGUUCUGACAAUCAGUUUUCUGGCGCUCUGCCGCUCACAUGACACUGGUUCUCACUAGUGACGCCCUCUGUUUACCUGUGCCAGGGUUCUCAGUGCGGAAACAGCUCUCGAAUAUGGAUAAUUGUCACAAAAAGUACUAAUAUCUUUGGGCUCUAAGCAUUUAGAUGAGAUUAUCUUGUACGUACUUUAAAUUACUACUGCCAUGAGCAUUUCUUUAAUUUGUUCGCUGUUAAUAACGUAAGGUUUCAGCGGGUUGGGUGUGCGAGUUAAAUUUCUAAAACAUGUCAAAAACUCCCUUAAGGAAAAAAUACCAUCACCUUUUACUUUAAGCACAUGUUCUGAAAUUUUUAUUAUGAUGUUGUCAAAUCUUCCCCACAUUGAAACGCAAAGCCAGUUUUGUGCUGAAUAUUGGGGAAUCUGGAGCCCUGGGAUUUGCUUGGUUCUGUGCGCGGUUUCUAAUAGUGAAGUUUGACUGUACUUCGCCUGCCAGGUUUAAGCUGUCAUCACACUCCAGCUGGCCAUACAGGCAAUCAAGACUUUUUUUAUUAAUUUUUUUAUUUUUUAUUUUUUUAAAGAGUAAUACACAUAAAGUUGCAUUGACACAAAGUCGGAGUGAAAAUGUCAUACAAAUUUCAAAUGCACCUUAGUAGUUUUUUUUUUAAACCAAGAAUCUCUAGCUUAUAACAUAGAGGUUUUCAUGAGAAUAAGACAAAUUCCUUUUUUUUUUUUUUUUUUUUACAUUCGAGAUACAUUCUUUUUAGAUAUAUAAAACUAAAUUCAUUUUUUGAAAUCUAGUUUUUCUUUUUGAGACUUUUUGUAGAGUAACAGGGUGGGGCCAUUAGUCGAGUAGUUGUUAGUUUUUGUUGCUUAACCGCAUAGAAAAUAUAUUUAGUUUGAAUCCAAACUUAGUUCAAAUUGAAGCGCAAUACAUUGUAUGUGUGUCGGUAAACUGUUUUCAUGUAAACAGUCUUAUCCCUUCUAAAGCAUAUCAUUGUGAUGUGUAGUGAUUGAGUCUUGUUAGUGAAAUAACUGUAAGAUCACAUCCCAAAAUAAUUCUUCAAUUUUAACUUGAAAUUCUUGAAAUUUUUAACCAUCUUUUUCUAACUAUGCAUUCUUAACAAAGAGAUUUUAGUGGUAUGUUUGUGUAUAUGAAUUAUAAAUAUAGAACAUUUGUAAUGUAGUCAUUUUCAUGCUGGGUACUUUUAGUAGUGUAAAUAGUGCAGUCCUUGUACCCACUGUAGCAGUAUUAGCUUACAAAAUACUCUAUUUUUAUUAUCAACAAUUGGAUGUUCUUUCUAUGACUCUCAAUUAUUCCUGUUAGCCGAACAAGAUUACAUAUGUACUUGUAGUUAAUGUCCUACCAUAACUGAAGCACAAUAGGACAUUAUAAUUGUAGGUGCUAGAGUUUAUUCUUGAGACUACCAUUUUUUUACGUAUCUUGUUUAACUUCAACUUUUAAACAAGAAUCACAGACUGGUCAGAGAGAUUAAUGGGUAUGUUUGGUUUUUGAUCUGGCGAAAUCUAUGACUUUUGACCCUGAAACCCUGACCCUUCUUUUAAUAAAUCCAAUAGACUGUGUAUAAGGGGCAUUUUAAUUUAUGUUCAAAUACUUGACUAGAGUUAUGUUGUUAUUUGGCGCUGAUCUUGUAACUCGUGAAAGUAGAUGCACUUUGAAGAGCAAUGGACACAGAUCCCUAGUUCCGGUGCUUAUCUGGAUCACGAGUGUGUUAUCUGGGUGCAGUUGUGUGGAAAUGUCCAGAUGUCCUACCUCCUGUUACCUGUUCCUUGUAUUAUGGUAACAUUACCGCACUGGUCAUUUCCUCAUAAUUGCACUUAUAGGGAACUUGUCUUUUCGUCCCUCUGAAAGUGAAAGGGGUAGAUGUCACAGAAAAUCUUGAACACUUGCUCUAAAAUGGCAUCUUGAAUUCAUAUUUGUUCAGAGGCCAUACCUGCUGGCAUUUAGCCUAGAUGAUUUAGCAUUGCUGUUGUCUUAUGAUGGUAGUUUUCAGCUAUGUAUUCAAAGCUACAGUUGAGUGCUACAAGUUUCAGACAUGAAUCCAAAAGAUCAUUAUAUGCUUUCCAUGAAUAAGUGGCUUGAUGCUUUAAAUGUGCUCAGUAAGCUAUAAAAAAUUCAUAUUUAGUGUGAAUUUCAGUUUUAUCAUUUUCUGUCCUUUUUAAAUUGCAGCGCAGUCGCUUUAUCCAUAUACUUGUUUGAAUGUGUCGCAUAGGUUUGAAUGAUAGAAGGCUAUUUAUCAUACAGCAACAAAAACAUGAAAUGAAAUCAUUGCUCAAACUACUACUUACAGACAUUCUUUUCAUCCUCAUGACAUGCUUUAGUUAGAUGUUUUUUUUUUUUUUUUUUUUUUUAGAAGUUACUGAGUUUUAGUAUUUUAACCUUUUUAAAAAUUCAGCACCUUAGUCACAGGUCUACAACAUAUGCAAUUUCUCAAGUAUGAAAUACGGGAUGUUUUUGCACUAUAUCAUAAGAGGUGUUACUAAUUUACAGGUUAUAGAGAAGAACCAUCAAUAUUAGAAUAGUCUUGGCCUUGUUUCUUUGUUCAUAUACAAUCAUAUUGGCACUAAUCUAUUAAAAGUUAACAGACGUAAGAAGGUCUUGAGUUCUUACACUAUGCAAAAACUCACUUCCAUUCAGAGCCGUCAUUCUGUUUAUAUAUGGGGGUCAAAUUGUCGGAUUUUGUCUGUGAAAUCUGUCAUGCAUACCAAAUUGAGUUAGGGACUUUGAGUGAACGCAAGUCUCACGUGUGUGUGUGUGUGUUUUUUUUUUUUUCAUUCCCUCCUUCCACAAUACAAUCAACUGAUGUUUUUAGGAAUCUGACGCAAAUGCUUGAUUCAAAUAAAUCCGUUCAAAUAUCCGUGAAUGCAAAAGUAAUGGAGGCCAAGGAUUAAGGGAGGAGAAUGAAGGCGCUGGUUUUGUAGAGAUUGUCGUGUUAAUCUAUGCUGCAGCAUCUCUGUUUCAGUUCUUAAGAGGCACAUACAGUGUUAACUGAAAAUUGAAAUGGUGCCUCAAUUUCCCUGGAAACUUUGAAUUAUUUAUCAUUGUUAUGCCAUUUACGUUGUCUCUUGAGUCGUCUUUUCUAGAGUAUUGUCUUUUGCUGCUUGAGUGAAGCUUGUAUAUUGCUUGGCGAAGUAUCUUUCCAGCUUUGUGUGGGGUUACAGUGUCCACAUGCCUCUUCGCUUUACACCUUAUGGUUUGAAUAAAACUAGUUCGUUGUGUGUUGAUUCUUAGUUGGUGCCCUGAUGAGUUUUAGAUUUUUUAUUUUCAGAAACGUUUUUUUAUUCAUGCCAGACAAAAAUAAAUAAAUGCCAGUCUCAUCAACAGAAUUGUGCCCCUCAGCUUGAUGAUCAGAGGUGGUCUUUUAACCUUAAGAAACCUAUUGCUAAUGUAUUUGCAUUAGAACUUUGCACUAAAGUGUUCCGAAGCAGAAAUGUAAGCCUCUCUCAUACCAUUGUAGUUUUGUUACUGUACUCUUUGCUUUUUAAUUCCUAAGGUGGCAAGUUUAAAAUACGCUACCUUAUGACCUGCUAAAACCAUAAGGAUACAAGCGAACAGUUUGAAUGUACUUCAUACGCCUGCAUACUGGUUAAGAACAUCCACCUUAUUUUCACCUGCUCCACUUUGUUUUAUGCAUGCACAUUUUAAGCAGCAUUGAAUCGUUGGGCUUUUAUCCAUGAACUGUAUCUCACCAUUCAUGGUUGUGAUGUACUAAAUUAACAUAUGGGUAGUUUAUUCAGAAUACACACUGGCACAAAGAUCCUCGUAUCGCUGAUGUUUGUGGUGCUGUACUGUAAAAAGUGUACAUAAGGCAAUGUUUUGAGCUAUACUAUAACACCCGUGUUCAUGUAUCAACCCAAUAAGCCAAAUUCGCUUUCACUGAAGCCCUUUUACCAGCAAACACUCUGUGGUGGUCCCAUAAUGGUGGUUCAUUGUGUGCACAAACUAAACCUCUACUUCAUUUUGUUUCGUUACAGGUCAGUUGCCAUUCAGCUAGUUGUUGAUUGGGUUUCAAAACACUUUUUAGGAUUUUGCCCCCUCCCCCCCUUCUAAGUCCUAGACUAGUUUUAAAACUAGUCUAAAAUGACCAAAAUUGAAGCUUGUUGUAAGGGAUAAAAAUAUUGCAAAGUGUCCUGUUAAAAAGCACAGUUCCAUUAGUUCAUUACAUGCCAACAUGUUAUUUAUUCAAAUAUGAGCAUCCAUGUAAGAUGAAAAUGGGGCCUUGAGACUGAUUUAUUGGAAUAAUUGAGAGCUUCAUCAUAACCUGGCUUUUUAAACCAACUUUGAAAACUACCUCAAUAGUGUCAUGGUGCUAACAUUAAAAUAUCCCUUAUAUGUAUAUGUGCUCAUGACAAAGAACAAUAAUUGUGACCAAACAACACAAGCCUAUACUGUGUGUUAAGUGUUUAGUUUUCUUUCAAGCUUUUUUUUUUUUCCAAGCGAUUUUAAAAAUUUGUAUGGUGGAUCAACAUGAGGGAUGUUUCAGCAUGUAACAAAAUUGCAGGGGACCAAAAUAAAUAUGAUUUAAAAGCUUCCCUUUUUAAAAUGUAGUGAUUAAAUACUCAUCAGCUUUUAGAGGUUUAUUAAAAUCAUUUUCCACUGCAGCUUUUGAGUGGAGCUGUUCUCAGAUCCUCUGGUUGUAUCUAUGGAGAACAAAUGAGAAUUCAGGCCAAGAUAAUUGCCAAAACAUGGUGGUUAAGUUGGUGUAGUUCUUUUCUGGAUCUUGACUGAGUUGAGUUGAUCUGGUAUGUGGCAGUGUCAUCCCCAUGUCCGUCUCUAGCAUUGUGCCAUAUUAUGGAUAACAUACUGGACAAGAAACGUCCAAUGACCACUGCUCUGUGUUUAAAGUAUGUUCUGGGAAAACUGACAACAUUUUCUUAUGAAGCAGCUUGUCAGCUUGUGUCAAAUGGCAAUCGUUGAGCUUUACUGUCUUUGGAGUGCUAGCACUCUACUUGAUUCUUCUACUUGAUAUAUAUCCAGUAUUGCAAUAAAGAUGUUUCGCACUCAUUAGACCCAGAUCCGUUUGAUGAAAGUUCUACGACGAGUCUGCGAUAAGCUAUUUGUAUUUAAACGUUGUCAUGUGAGACUUCGGAGUGCUAUUCGUCGCAAUUGACGUGUAUUUACCUUGCUACAUUUUAUGAAGGGAAUUCAAUUUUGAUUUGACGUCUCUCAGACUGAUUAAGGAUGCGUUAAGCAUUCUAAUACACUGGCAUUUGAGUUUCUUGAGAGAUCAAUAUUAAGGUACAAAGAAGGUUGUAUGGAAAUCAUUCAGAUUCUUGUUUUUCAUCGGUGAGCUUAAAAAUGUGCAGCAUGUUUUGUUUUUUUGUUUUGUUUUGUUUUGUUUUUUGUCGUAUGUGUGCCUUUUCAAAAUCUCUCCCACCCCUGAUCGAGGGACUAUCCUAUUAAUUUGAUACUCAGCACCACAUUGAAUAAUUUGUACAUUUAUCAUGCAACCUUGAGUGAAUGCUGCAUAGAAUGAUCAGUAUUUGUAUUUUGCACUUUCUAAGCAGUUUUAAAGGAUGCCCUGUUGUAAUUGGGCACACAGACGAAGACUAUUUAAGACGAGGUAUUUUCUGCUACAAUAGGAAUUAUAAGGAACCAUAUGACUUGUUGGUCUUUUCGAAAAAUAAAGUGUAUAGAUGUGAAGUACCUCAUAAGCCUGAUAAAUGCUGCAUAAACUUCAUUUAUUGUUGUGAACCUCAUUUUAAACAAUUUCCCCUAUAGGGAGGUUUGAUGCCCACGAGCUGUGCAAGCACCUUCUGAAUUAUAUGAUUGACUAUUUAAAAGAUUAGCAGUGAUGCACAUCAAAUGCAAUUCUGAUAGAUUCACUGACAUAAUACAAUAUUACCGAGCCUCUAGCUUGAGCGUUGCUCAUUUGAUCGUGACUAUUAGAUAUGUAGUGACGUCUUGCAGUCAAAAGUUACAGUUGACUCAGGUAUUGCCAUUAAGGGCUGUAUCUGCUAUUGCCUCUCGUCCUCAAUCCCCUCACCUGUGUCUUAAUGUAGCCUUAGAACUGCAUUUAUGGAUGGAACAUAAAGUAUAUCUGGCCUUAAAAUAUGCACUAUUUACCACAACAUGCAAGUCACUACAAAUCAGGCCAUACGUUUUUGCCAUAAAACUACCUCCUGAGAAUGUAAGAGUGUCCUGGAACUGACAGAUGGGUUUUUUUUUUCUCCUCCAAAUUGUACUCUGUAAGUUGACAAUCAUCUUUUACUUUUUUUUUUUUUUUUCAUGAGUAAACUACAAACAGUUGAAAUUCCAGGACACUCUUUGUUGUUUUGUUUUUUUUAACCAUAUUCAUGCUAGUGAUGGAAAAGCCAAGUGACCAAAGUUUCUAUUCGAAGGCUUUCUUGCACUGCAUCGUGGUGUCAAACCUCCCUCUCACAUCAGCAAUUUAUCUUUCAUUUAACCUUGUGUUUGCUCCUUUAUAACAUGCCAAAUUAAAUUUGCUGUCAUUCCUGUCAUGAAUUCUUUAAUUUCUGAUACAUGUGUUUUGCAUUCACUGCUAAGCUCCUUGUUGUUGUUUCUUGGUAAAGUAUGAGCUUUUCUUUUCUUUUUAUUUUUUUUAAAAAACAAAAAAUUACAAAGCAAGAUAUGCUGUAAACCCUGCUAAGACAUAAUGUGAAAAUGUAUCAUUUAAUAUAGCUCACUUUCGCUUGACUGUGUAUUGCAUCAUUUAAUAAACUUAAUUUCCUCUGACUGCCGUGUCUUGUGUUUUCAAUGUUAUGCCAGAUUUUUUACUUCUAGCUAUGAUGUUUUUGGAUAUGCUGGCCUCAGCUAAUGUCUGCUGCUUUUGCCAGCUUUUUUCCAUUCCUGUUUGCUGAGAUCAUAUUGGCCUUUAAAAUCCCUCUACACUUAUGUUUUCUAGAUCAGCAAACAGCCAUCGGUAAGUGUCCACAGAUUGUGUGGAUUCUUGCAAAGCUCAAAACAAUGUUGCCUGAGGCCAAAACUGCUGUUUACUCUCUCUUCUCACACUACAGUACAAAACGAAGCUUUAUAUUGUAGAGUUUAGCUCACAUAAGUAAAAGUUAGGGUUUAUUUAAGGACAAUCCUUGUAUCUUUAAAAAAAAAUUGUGACUGCCUCAGACUCUCCUUCGCCCUUCAACAUCAAAAGGAAGGAAAAAAAAAUCACGGACAGGGAAACCCUCCUUAAAGUUUACAACGAUCGUGUCUCAAAACCUACUGCAUAUCUGCACCGUGUUAUAGAAAGAAUGUUUUUCUGAGCCCAAAUGAUGUCUAAAAGGCUGUCUAGAUAGACAGUACACUAGGUAUUGAGACACGGCCACUCAUCCAGCUGAUAAAAACUCUGGAACUGGAAAAAAUAUCUCAGACGUCUGUUUAGUUUUGUUUUACUCCACUCUGGCAGUUUUAUUUUUAAGUACAACGCCCGUUGUUUAUUUAGUGUAUUGUUGUGUUUGUGGAAAUAAAAAGUUUUUUGCUUAUCUAGACAAAUAUGCUGUGAGCAGCUCUGAGUUGAGCUGUGAAGAGCGAGUCAGAUUUUCCAAUAGCUCAUUUAUGAAAAGCACGCGAGCUCAUUUUCUGCCUGCUGAUCUAUAAUAGUCUGAGUAUCACCAGUAUGCUGUUGCUCCAGGACAGAAUGAGAAGGACUUGUUUGUCCUGGUGCCUUUUCCUGCUGUUUGUCUGGUACCCAGCGUGCAGCAUAGUGACAGAGCUUGAGGAUUCGGACCAGGACUGGGACUGGGGUUCUGGAUUACAUGAACUCCUAAACAGCUUUCCAGCUGAUAGUCCGUUUGUCAGAGAGACGCCUGGCAGGCCGGCCAACUGCACUCAGCGCUUCUGGCUUCCUCCAUCCUCCCCUGUGUGCUGGGAUGAUAUAGCAGGCCCAGAGGAGUUUGAGAAGUCCCGCCUUCUCGUGCUGCAGAACCGGGCGGCACUGCAGGCCAUAUCCACAUCUAGUGGUCUCGAGGAAGGAGGUGCGUCCUACGAUCAACAGGCCAGGGAGAACAUGCAGGGCGUCCAGGCUGACCAUCUCGCUGUGGCCCAGACGGCUGAUACAAUGCAGAAGGUGUUCAUGGAUUUGGAUGAGAAGAGGAAGGAGGGGAAAGAGCAUUAUACCUUCUCAAGUCUGAAGGAGCAGAUUGACAACACGAAAGACUCCAUUGCUAAAAAGGAGCAAGUAGCAGCUCUUCUAGAGAAACAUCUUGCCAAUCUGGAGAGGUCUUUGAACACUAUGCGGCUUCGACUGGCUGAACUACUUCCCCAGUAAUUAAUUUGAGCGACACAACCUACACAUGUGGAAAAUACUAUAGUGCAUGUUUUAUUAUUACAUUUUAUCAAACAAACAAGACGUGUAUGACUAUGUACUGCAUGCCAACAGCACCCUGUAUGUCUCUUUUGGUACGUAUUUUCCUCUUGUUUUCCACUCCAUUAAGUAAAUGGGAUAAAUAUUAGGUAAUUGCAAUAAAAUCUAUUUUUAUA
Messenger RNA from Cyprinus carpio (common carp), 12209 nucleotides. RefSeq names its product protein argonaute-2. Gene Ontology annotation, cellular component: RISC complex. The record is from RefSeq and is a predicted model, not a curated record. Gene Ontology annotation, molecular function: RNA binding; protein binding; endoribonuclease activity, cleaving siRNA-paired mRNA. Lineage: Eukaryota; Metazoa; Chordata; Actinopteri; Cypriniformes; Cyprinidae. Gene Ontology annotation, biological process: regulation of DNA-templated transcription; regulatory ncRNA-mediated gene silencing.